Messenger RNA from Carya illinoinensis, 3961 nucleotides. RefSeq names its product LRR receptor-like serine/threonine-protein kinase RPK2. Bases 209 to 3640 code for a protein of 1143 amino acids. The record is from RefSeq and is a predicted model, not a curated record. The transcript has a single exon. Gene Ontology annotation, cellular component: plasma membrane. Lineage: Eukaryota; Viridiplantae; Streptophyta; Magnoliopsida; Fagales; Juglandaceae. Gene Ontology annotation, molecular function: protein kinase activity; protein binding; ATP binding. Gene Ontology annotation, biological process: protein phosphorylation.
AAAAAAUAAAGAAAGAAAAACGCGUUUUCUCGACAGAACAGAGUUGAAUCUCCUCUCUUUCACUCUCCGUCUCAGUCUCUCUCUCCAAAGAACCAAAAUUAGGGUUAGGGUUUUCCGAGAAAGACCCUCAUCUUUAUCUGCAACCGAAAAGGGGAGGGUUUUGGGUUUAAUUCUUUGGGUUUUUGGACACCCGUUUAGGUGUUCAGAAAUGGGUUCCUCUUCUUCUUUCUCCUCGGUGAUCAAAUGGCACUCUUUCCACAAACCCAUGUCCUCCCUACUCAUACUGAAGCUCUUCCUCCUGUUAUGGGCCUUCUUUCCUCCCCAAAGCGCCGUUGUUUUCGCCGAUUCGGACAAAUCGGUGCUCCUCCAGUUCAAGACGUCGGUCUCAGACCCCUCGGGCUUACUCUCAACCUGGGCUUCCGACAGUUCUAAGCACUGCUCGUGGUUUGGCGUCUCCUGCGACUUAAACUCCCGGGUCGUUUCGCUGAACGUUACAGGAAAUGGCCGCCAAGGUAAUUCGUGUUCCGAUUUCGCUCAAUAUCCGCUCUAUGGGUUUGGGGUUAGAACGAACUGUUUGAAUAGUAGAGGCAAAUUGGUCGGGAAAUUGUUGCCUAUGAUUGCGAAACUUAGCGAGCUUAGGAUUUUAUCACUACCCUUUAAUGGUUUUGAUGGUGAAAUCCCUGGUGAAGUUUGGGGCAUGGAGAAGCUUGAGGUUCUUGAUCUAGAGGGCAAUUCGGUAACUGGGUCCUUACCGGUUCAGUUCGGGGGUUUGAGGAAUUUGCGGGUUCUUAAUCUUGGGUUUAAUAGGAUUGUGGGAGGGAUACCGAGCUCGCUUUUGAAUUGUGCAACCUUGGAGAUCUUGAAUUUAGCAGGGAAUGACGUGAACGGGACGGUUCCGGCUUUCGUUGGGGGGUUUAGGGUGGUGUAUUUGUCAUUUAAUCGGCUUACUGGGGCAGUUCCUAGCGAGAUUGGGGACCAUUGUGGAAAGCUUGAGCAGCUGGACUUGUCGGGAAAUUUCUUGUUCCAUGGGAUUCCGAGGAGUUUGGGGAAUUGUAGUCAAUUGCAGUCCCUUUUGCUGUAUUCAAAUAUGUUGGAAGAGGUCAUUCCGGCUGAGCUGGGUCAGCUUCAGAAGCUUCAAGUGUUAGAUGUUUCAAGGAAUACUUUAAGCGGUUCAUUACCUUCUGAGCUCGGCAAUUGUUCUGAAUUAUCCAUCCUGGUUCUAUCGAAUCUGUUUGAACCCCUUUCAGAAGUUAACAAUAGAAAACGGGACUCUUUGUCGGAUCAAUUUGGUUCUAAGAAUGAUGAUUUUAAUUAUUUUCAAGGUGGGAUUCCCCCUGAAAUCACAAUGCUUCCUAAGCUGAGAGUCUUGUGGGCACCAAGGGCAACUCUUGAGGGCAGGUUCCCAAGCAGUUGGGGUGCUUGCAAGAACUUCGAGAUGAUCAAUUUGGCUCAGAAUUUUUUCAUUGGGGAAGUUCCUGAUGCGCUUAGCCACUGCAAGAAGCUUCAUUUUCUCGACAUAAGCUCAAACAGGCUAACUGGGAAGCUUGUUGAGGGGCUUCCAGUUCCUUGCAUGACAGUAUUUGACGUCAGUGGUAAUGCCUUGUCAGGUAUAAUUCCUCGAUUUAAUGACAGCAUCUGCCCUCCUGUCCCUUACUGGAAUGGAAGUCCCUUUGAAGCUGACAGUAGCCUAUGCUCUCGUUAUCUAUCAUUCUUCACUUUGAAAGCCCAAGUUGAAGCUCCUUCUCAAUCAGUUGGAGUAGAAAGUGGUAUUGCCGUAUUUCACAAUUUCAGGCACAAUAACUUUACUGGAACUAUCCAAUCUAUGCCAAUUGCACCUGAAAGAUUGGGAAAGCAGACUGUUUACACAUUUUUAGCUGGAGAAAACCUGCUUACCGGACCAUUUCCUGGUAACAUAUUUGAGAAGUGUGGAGGAUUGAAUACACUGAUUGUCAAUGUUAGCAACAACAAGAUAUCUGGUCAGAUUCCAGCUACAUUCGGUAAAAUGUGCAAAUCUCUCAAACUGUUUGAUGCAUCUGUGAAUCAGAUUACUGGACAUAUUCCUCCAAGUUUCGGGGAGUUAUCUCUAGUUGCCCUUAACUUGAGUGGGAACCUUUUGCAUGGUCAAAUUCCAACCAAUCUUAGUCAAACAAGGGACCUGAAAUAUCUCAGUUUGGCCGGUAAUAACUUGACAGGCUUCAUUCCUUCCAGCUUAGGGCAGUUGCACUAUUUGGAAAAGCUAGACCUUUCUUCAAACUCUCUCACUGGGGAAAUACCAGAAGAUCUAGUGAACUUGAAACACCUGACACUUCUUCUGCUCAACAACAACAAUCUCUCUGGGAGGAUUCCUGCUGGUUUGGCCAAUGUAACCACGCUAUCAGCAUUUAAUGUUUCAUACAAUAAUUUGUCUGGGUCAGUGCCAGUGAAUAAUAGCCUGAUGAAUUGCAGUAGUGUUCUUGGCAAUCCAUAUCUACGGUCUUGCCCGAUGUUUUCUCUGGCAGCAUCAUCUUCAGAUCCUAGAGGAGGGGAUAGCAAUCCUGAGUCUUAUACUGCUGCCUCUGCACCAGGAGUUCCGUCCCAAGGAGCUCAGAAUAGCGGUCUGAAUUCAAUUGAGAUCGCGUCCAUAACAUCUGCAUCAGCCAUUGUUUCGGUACUCCUUGCUCUCAUUGUUCUAUUCUUCUAUACCAGAAAAUGGAGCCCAAAGUCCAGAGUUAUUGGGUCUGUCAGAAAGGAAGUAACUGUAUUUACAGACAUUGGUGUUCAGUUGUCCUUUGAAAAUGUUGUACGGGCCACAGGAAAUUUCAACGCAAGCAACUGCAUUGGGAAUGGAGGUUUUGGGGCAACCUACAAGGCAGAGAUCUCGCCUGGAAUCCUUGUGGCAAUAAAACGACUUGCAGUGGGACGGUUCCAAGGGAUUCAACAGUUCCAUGCAGAAAUUAAAACUCUUGGAAGGCUCCGCCAUCCAAAUCUAGUUACUUUGAUUGGAUAUCAUGCCAGCGAAACAGAGAUGUUCCUUAUUUAUAAUUAUUUGCCGGGGGGUAAUUUGGAAAAGUUCAUCCAGGAAAGAACGACAAGGGCAGUAGACUGGAGGAUACUUCACAAGAUUGCAUUGGAUAUAGCCCGUGCACUUGCCUACUUACAUGAUCAGUGUGUUCCACGUGUUCUUCAUCGGGACGUUAAGCCAAGCAAUAUCUUGUUGGAUGAUGAUUUCAAUGCUUAUUUGUCGGACUUUGGAUUGGCCCGGCUUUUGGGCACUUCAGAAACGCAUGCUACCACCGGUGUGGCUGGAACGUUUGGAUAUGUUGCUCCCGAGUAUGCAAUGACUUGCCGUGUUUCCGACAAGGCUGAUGUGUACAGUUAUGGUGUGGUGCUCCUCGAGUUACUCUCAGACAAGAAAGCUCUGGAUCCUUCAUUCUCUUCAUAUGGGAAUGGCUUCAACAUUGUUGCUUGGGCGUGCAUGCAACUGAGACAGGGCCGUGCAAAGGAGUUCUUCACUGCAGGGUUAUGGGAUGGAGGUCCCCAUGAUGAUUUAGUAGAAGUUCUACACUUGGCGGUGGUGUGCACAGUUGACUCUCUCUCUACCAGACCCACAAUGAAGCAAGUUGUACGACGGCUGAAACAACUUCAACCCCCAUCAUGUUAGGUGCCUGGCGAGACUUCCAUUAAUUAACAUAGCAAUUGUAGGAAGGCAAGUGCCAUUGUAGUUUGUGCUUGUGCACAGUCCUCUUUGAGUCUUUGUGGGCUGCCAAUUGUAGUUAUUCCACUUGUAAAUUGUAAUAUAGUUUUGCCCCCCCCCCCCAUUUUUUCAAGUUACUUUUAUAUCCCUGAUUAGGUAGGGGGCUUGCUGAUGAAUCUGCAAAAGAAUGCAGAUAUUUUAUUUUCUACGUUGUAUACUUGUACGUCAGUUUUUUAGUUUUUUUUGGUUCUCUAAUAAAACCAUAGGAUAGAGAUGCAUUUCGUGUAA